AUGACGGUGGGUGCGCGGCUGGGCGCCAAGGUGAGGGGCAGGUUCUCCCGCCGCGGGCCCGGCGACGACCAGGUCUCCAUCCUGCCCGGCGAGGAGGAGGAGGCGGCGGCGGCGGGCAGCGCGGGGGCCCCGCGGCCGGCCGUGCUGCAGCAGCAGGAGGAGGAGGAGGAGGAGGGUGCCGGGGGCAAGAAGGUGCGCUUCGCCGUCCUGCCCGGCCCCUACGAGCCGCUGCGGCCGCCGCGGGCCCCCGGCAAGCGGCCCUAUGGCAAGCGCCUGAAGAAGUACGGAAAGAAUGUCGGGAAGGUUCUGCAGAAGGGUUGUCACUACUUGGUGGUCGGCCUGCAAGGAUUAGCAGCAGCCUAUUCUGCUCCCUUUGGAGUGUCAGCACACGUGGCGUCCUUCGUCCGCUAACGCAGCUCCCUGUGCCCCACGGGAGAGGACACGAGGCCAUUGCUGCUUUCUCAGGAUUAAAUUUGAGACCUGGAUCUGAAAAACCUCCUGGACCAACAGCCCUGAGCCCCUGUGCCAGGCCCUUUCCAAGACUGAGUCCUCUUCUCUGAAAAAAAAUUCCAGUGCUUUGUAAAAUCAGAUCGGGUCAAAGAAGCAAAAGGAUGAGAAAAUAAUCUUUGAUUAAUUGAAGUUGGUUUUCGGGCAUGAGUUGGUUUUCCAGAGCUUCGUGCUGUGUGGAAGGGAGCCAAGGAUGGAUGGAAAAGCAAGUUGAUGAGGGAGAGAGAAAUGAAGGAAAACAGAGGAUAGGAGAGCAGCUGGGGAGGUAGAGAUGAGUUUGGGUAGUGAGAGGAAUUGUCAAAGCAGUGGAGGAAGCAAACAGCAGAGGAUUAGGAAAAGACAGUCUCUGUUUCUCUGGGAUUCUGAGUUUGGUGGUGUUAUUUUACCUGAUAGGGUUAAGAUUAUGAGUGUACUUAAAAAUAUACUUGGACAUAAAUGGAAUGUGGCCUGAGACAUGGAGAGCUUCGCUGCAUCAUGGUUGUUCAUUUCAAACACUGGACAUAAUGAGCCUUUAAAUAAUCAUGAGAAAGAUGUAAAAAUCCAAAAAGAAAAUGAGGUGUGUGUUUGUGAUUUUGCGGCACUGAAGGCUCACUAUGAUUAACAUUUUAAAGUUUUCCUCUGCAACUAUGAAAUCUGUAUACAUUUUUUUACUUAGAAUGGAUAUAGCUGAUUCUGGAAGCUGGGGCAUUUUAUGCCUAAUUAUGUGGUGUUCACCAGGGGAAAAACAAUUGAUUGCCAGCUGCAUCUGAGAAAAAAAAAUAUACACGCAGCUUUUGGUAUAAGAAAGUACAAAUAUGACCUAUGAGAACUGGGCCAAAUAACCUGCAAGCUCCAUCUUAAUUUCUGCACCUGGAAGCUGUAAGCAGAGGAUGUCAAUAUCAAAUAGCUCAGAGGUGCAGAUGCAGCAGCUUCCAUGUCACAUCUCCAGGGACAUAAAUCAUAUAUUGAUGACACAAGAACAAGGUGGUUUAUGGGCGUUAAAAAUUUUGUGGAGUUUGUUGGUUUGUUUCUGUCAGUCUUUUGUGGUAGUGGUAAAUGACUUUCCUGCUAGCACUUUUUCUGUAUUAUAUACCCAUCUAGUUUUGAUGGUGUUUUUGUAAUCAAGGAGUUGACUUAACGGGAAAAAAAUGCUGUUCACUUGCUUUCUUUGCCUUUUCUGAACAAAGGGGUUUGUAUGUCUUGGCAAACCACACUGUAUUUUCUUUUAAAUGUAGCAAAUGAAUCAGAUGGGGGGGUGGGGCGGGGUGUUACUCUCUUUUCUAACUGGACUGUAAAUAAAAGCCACGAGAUCCA
This is a messenger RNA of Sturnus vulgaris (Common starling), 1800 nucleotides long. It is a transcript of the gene C3H1orf115, whose product is annotated as chromosome 3 C1orf115 homolog. NCBI's taxonomy places the organism in Eukaryota, Metazoa, Chordata, Aves, Passeriformes, Sturnidae. The record is from RefSeq and is a predicted model, not a curated record.